AUGGUUGCUAAAUUUACUGUUAACAAAAGGUCUCGAACAAAUGAAGAUCAAGAAAACAUUCAAGACAGUGAAACAGGUGAGGAAAAGAAAAAUGAUUUCCAAUGUAUUUGGUCAAAAUCCAAAGAAUCCUCAGAAAGUCUGCAAGAAAAGCCUACAGGAAAAGCACAAAGCUGUGAGAAUGAUGUAGAAAAGAAGGAUAAUUUUGAAAACGUUCAAACAAGAUCAUUGGAUAAAAUACAAAAUAAUCGAGGAAGUGAAAAGCUGAAAGAAAAUGAGUCUCAAAAUUAUUUUUCCAAAUCACUCGCAGUUGGUUCUCAAGAUGCUCAAAACAGUGAGGCAAAAAGUAAACUGGAAAACUUAACGUCAGUGUCCAAGGAAAAUGUGAAACCUAGUAAAGGCAAUGGAACUGAAGAAAGAAACGAACCUGAGAAUGAUCAACCGGAAUCUGAAGCUUAUCUGCAGGAAACUCUCAAAAGUAGUGAGACAGAGAAGAAAAAUUAUUCUGAAAGUUCAGAAUCAAUAUUAGAGGACCGGCAAAUGAAAGAUAUUGACGAAACAGAUGAUACAGGAAAAAAUUCUGCAAACCUUGUGUCAAGUUCAAAGGAAAAAGUACAAGCUGAUCAGUGUGCUGAAAAGGGAACUGGUACAUCAAGCUCCCAGUUAAAAUCAGAAGAAAGCAUGCUGGAUACAAAAGGAAUUGGACACGAUGACGCAGGAGAUUUAAAGGUAGAAGCAGAGAAGUUUUUGAAAAGUGAAGACAAACUAAAGGAGAGAAAUGAAGCCUUUGAAAGUGGAGUGAGUGAAAGCAAGCAUUUGAAGCAUGUGCCAAAUGGUGAAAAAGAGCACAAAUCUGUACAAAUCAGAACUGGUAAUUGUAGUGCAGCAUUGUUGCAAAAAGAGCAAACUGAGGACCCAACUCAUGACCAAACUGCAAGGCUGAAUGAGUUAAACAUUCCUCCAAAUGUGGAACAACAAGAGUCUUUACUUCCUCCUCAUCAGACUAUUUCUGCAGACACUCCAACAUUAAAUGAUGCAAGUCUUCAACAUCCAGUUGCAAGCAUAGCACAGUUUGUUCAUUAUAAUCCAUCUUCGCCAGCCACUCCAACACUUGAUGAAAACUUUAGCUAUGAGGCAUGCUCUGGUUCCAAAGAUGUGGUUGAAUCUUCUGUAGAAGAUUCUGAAAAGCAAAAGGCUUGUACUUCAGAAAAUAUCAAACAAGUUUUAUGUAAAGAGCAGCAAGCUGAAGAAUUAGAAUCAAAAUAUGACUCGUUGAACGUGAAAACGCAAGAGUUGCCAGUUCAGCAGGAUGUUGUAUCAGAGAUAAUCACAAGUGCCAUUUGUGAGUGGAAAGAUGAAGCUGCGGAGGAGCAAUCUGUUAAAGGUGCUGAAGAACAAAGUUCCUGUCGAAGAGAAAGAAAACCCAAACGCCCUUACUCUCCAGUAGAAAAUCCCUCUAAACGAAGGCAUCUUCAUUCAGAGGAGAAAAUUACAAUGGAGGAGGAUAUGCACAAACCCCAUUCAGAAGCUGUAUCAGCUCAAGAACCAGAUGUAGAAAAACCAACACAAUCUCGGGGCAAAAUUGCUACCAAGCUUGAAGAAAGAACAAGAAGCCAGAUAUCUGAUUUAAACAUUCAGAAUAAACCAACUACUCGUGCAGCCAAAAGAAUUAAUAGCCCUGAGCAUCUCCCAGUGACUGAACGAGAACGGCGUUCAUCGGCUCCAGCAAAAGAGAAACCAGCAUCUGAUACAAAAGCUGCGAAAACUCCAGUAACAAUGUCAGUUACAAGAUCAAGGAGUCAGCUAUCUCCUGUGACUAAACAAGGACGCAAACGAGAAGCAAGUCCAGGAGAACGCAGAAGGGGACAGCAUAAAAAUGAAGUGCCACCAAAGAGAACAAGGCGAUAACUAAGAAUGGUAGAUGUUGCUAUUCUGGCUUAACAACUUUGUUAAGCCAAUCUUGUACAUUGUAUAUUAUAAAUUAAGUUAUAUUUGUUGUAGUAACACAAGGGAAACGUGAAGUCAGUAUUGAUAGAUUGAAACUGUCUUUUUUACUGUACUUAAAAUUUUGUGUUGUAUAUGGGAAAUGGUAACGAAAAUGUUGACGUGCUUUUACCUGUUGUAACUUGCAAUUUUAAGUACAAAGUUUUCAUUCUAUGAAUGUAUUUUAUUUUUACCAAAUCCUAUUUAAUUGACAAAAAUUGUUUGCUGAGAAUAAGCAACUGAGGGAUAUGACUAUUCAGAAUAUACUGUACAUUUAAUGUGCAUCUCUUGUUAAUGUUCCAUAUGUUACAUCCUUGGAAUGGGUGACCAAAAUAUUUUGUAUUCACAUAAAACUCAUUGAGCAUGUACAAAUGGUUUAUAAUAAAAGAAAAGACUUGUUUA
Molecule: messenger RNA, 2382 nt
Organism: Rhincodon typus (whale shark)
Lineage: Eukaryota; Metazoa; Chordata; Chondrichthyes; Orectolobiformes; Rhincodontidae
Product: neurofilament heavy polypeptide-like
Exons: 7
Coding region: 1-1905 (634 amino acids)
Source: RefSeq, a predicted model, not a curated record